Messenger RNA from Apis cerana (Asiatic honeybee), 7095 nucleotides. RefSeq names its product Neuroglian (gene Nrg). Gene Ontology annotation, biological process: axon guidance; cell-cell adhesion; brain development. The record is from RefSeq and is a predicted model, not a curated record. Lineage: Eukaryota; Metazoa; Arthropoda; Insecta; Hymenoptera; Apidae. Gene Ontology annotation, molecular function: cell-cell adhesion mediator activity. Gene Ontology annotation, cellular component: axon; plasma membrane.
UACAGUACCGUAUGGUGCGUUACGUGUCGAGUCAGUGGUUUUUCGAUGAUGCCUUAGUGAUGGAAUUUUAAUAUUCAAACGCGUUCCAAAACGUUAAAAUAGGUGAGCUAUUUAUUAAUGUGACAAAUGAAUAAUUUUUUAGUGAUGUGAAUAAAGAUAUCGAGUAAAACCUAUAAAGUGAGCAAACGAAGCGUCGGCGAUCAAUGUUAGUUUGCGGGUGUGCCCGUUUGCCCAGCCCUGUGUGUUCCUUUUUCCCUUUAAUGUCCUAUGAAAAAUCUGUUUUUUAAUUAAUGCACAAUUGAUAUAUAGCUUCGAUAAAUAUUAUAUAAAUAAAGUAAAUAUGUGAAAAAAGAUGAACGAAUAAAAUGGUGAUAAAAUUUCUAUCAACGAUGUUAUGAUUUCGAAGGACAACUACAGUGAGAUCAUCGUAACACCAUCACCUGUUUCGAUGAUUAUAAAAAAAGAAGUACCGGCCGAUCAUGAAGUUCAUCCUGUGUAUUAUUUCAACAUUAGUACUGCAAGCAUCAGCUUUAAUCCAAUCUCCACCACGGAUAUCUAAACAGCCCCCGACAGAUGAGCAGUUAUUUCAAGUAGCUCAAGCAAAAAUUAAUGAGAAUGAUAAACCAUUUUUAAUUGAAUGUGAAGCUGAAGGAGAACCUGCUCCAAGGUAUCGAUGGAUUAAAAAUGGAAAAAAUUUUGAAUGGCCAGCAUAUGAUGAUCGCAUAUCUCAACAACCUGGUAGAGGUACAUUGGUAAUCUCAAGACCACGAGAUGAAGAUUUGGGUCAAUAUCAAUGCUUUGCAGAAAAUGAAUGGGGAAUUGCAACAUCUAAUUCAGUUUUUGUUAGAAAGGCUGAAUUAAAUUCAUUUAAAGAUCAAAAUCCUAUAAGUUUAGAUGCAAAUGAAGGACAACCAUUUAAAUUAACUUGUCAACCACCAGAUGGUUUUCCAAAACCAAAUGUAUAUUGGUUAAUCCAAGAUACUGCUGGAGGCAUCAAAUCGAUUAAUAAUUCACGAAUGACAUUAGAUCCUGAAGGAAAUCUUUGGUUUAGCAAUGUUACAAGAAACGAUGCUUCCGACGAUUUUUAUUAUGCAUGUGCAGCUACAUCUGUAUUCAGAAAUGAAUAUAAAUUAGGAAAUAGAGUUUUAUUAAAUGUUAUUUCUUCGGGAAUAUCUGCCAGUCAAAAUAAACAUGAUCCUGUCAAACAAUAUGUCAGUAGGAAAAAUGAAGUUGCUUUACGCGGUAAAAAAAUUGAAUUAUAUUGCAUAUAUGGUGGAACACCACUGCCACAAAUAGUGUGGAGUAAAAAUGGUGAAGUAAUUAGAACCAAUGAUAGAAUAAUGCAAGGAAAUUAUGGUAAAUCUUUGAUAAUUAAACAUGUUAAUUUUAAAGAUGAAGGAACAUAUACUUGUGAAGCAUCAAAUGGGGUAGGUGAUGCGAAAUCAUAUUCUAUACAUUUGCAAGUUAUGGCAGUACCAUAUUUCACUAUCGAACCUGAGAUCAUAAAUGCAGCAGAAGAUGAAACUAUUGAAUUUAAAUGUGAAGCUGAUGGAGUACCUGUUCCUGAAAUAAAAUGGAUUCAUAAUGGAAAACCAAUAUCGGAAGCUCCACCAAAUCCACGUAGAAAAGUUACUUCAAAUUCUAUUAUUAUUGAAAAAUUGACCAAAAAAGAUACAGGAAAUUAUGGUUGUAAUGCAACAAAUUCAUUGGGUUAUGUCUAUAAGGAUGUAUAUGUAAACGUUUUAGCUUUAGAACCGGAAAUUACACAACCACCAACUGAUAUCGCUACAGUCGAUGGUAAAACUGUGAGAAUAACUUGCCGUGUAUUUGGAGCACCAAAACCAGCUGUAAAAUGGAUUAGAAAUGGGCAAGAAUUAACAGGAGGACGAUAUAAAACUUUAGAUUCUGGUGAUUUAGAAAUUGAGAAUGUAAUAUUUUUAGAUGCAGGCAUUUAUACAUGUCAUGCAUCCAAUAAAUUCGGAGAAGUAGAAGGUUCUGGUAAUUUAGUAGUAAAAGAACAUACAAGAAUUACAGAUGAACCAGAGGACUAUGAAGUUGCUGCAGGUUCUACUGCAACUUUUAGAUGUAAUGCUGUUACAGAUUCAAGUUUAACACUUACGAUCGAUUGGCUAUCUAACGGAGAACCUAUUGAUUUUGAAAUGGAACCACGAUUUAUACGAAGUACUGAUUAUUCUUUAAUGAUCACAAAAACGACUGAACUAGAUUCUGGUACUUAUACUUGUGUUGCUCAUACUGAAUUGGAUGAAGCAAAAGCACAAGCUACACUAAUUGUCCAAGAUGUACCAAAUGCGCCAAAAUUAAUUAGUGUUACCUGUAUGGCGACUGAAGCUUCUAUACAUUGGACUCCAAUGGGUGAUAAUAGAGCUCCAAUAUUAAGAUACACUAUUCAACAUAAUACCACUUUUACACCAGAUACAUGGGAAAUAUCAAAAGAUGAUGUACCAGCAACUGAACAAACAUAUAUUGUUCCAAUGUCACCUUGGACUAACUAUACAUUUCGCGUAUUAGCAUGGAAUAAAAUAGGUACAUCAUUACCCUCACCACAUAGUGAUGUAUGUACUACAUUGCAAGAUGUUCCUUAUAAGAAUCCUGAUAAUGUUAUGGGUAAAGGAACAACACCACAAAAUCUGGUUAUAUCUUGGACAGUAAUGCCUCAAAUUGAACAUAAUGCACCCAAAUUCAUGUAUAGAAUAUAUUACAGACGUGAUAUACCUGGAGAAAAAUGGACUAUAGAAGAUAUAACUGAUUGGAAAAAAAAUAAUCUAGUUGUAGACAAUCAACCAACUUAUCAAAGAUAUAAGAUCAAAGUGGUAGCUAUUAAUGAAAAAGGAGAAUGUAGAAUUGCACCUGAAGAAAUAAUUGGAUAUUCUGGAGAAGAUGUGCCAUUGCAAGCACCAAGCAACUUUACAUUAAAUCAAGUAAAAUCAAGUACAAGCGCACAAUUUUCAUGGAAUCCAGUACCUGAAGAAUCAGUACGUGGUGAAUUAAAAGGAUAUAAGAUACAAACAUGGACAGAAAAAGACGGUGAAAAGGGAAUGCGAGAAAUUGAUAUAAGAGGUGGCAAUAGGACUCAUGCACUAGUUACUAAAUUUAUUCCUUUCAGCAAGAAUUAUGUUCGAAUAUUAGCAUAUAAUGGACGAUAUUCUGGACCACCAUCUGAAACUUUAAGCUUUGAUACUCCUGAAGGUGUUCCAGGAGUGGUUUUAAGUCUUGAAGCUUUCCCAAUGGGAUCCAGUGCAUUGUUUUUAGUAUGGACAAAACCUGCAGAACCAAAUGGUAUCCUGACUGGCUAUAGAAUAUAUUAUGAACCUGUAAAUGAAACUAGAUUGGGACCUUUGUUGGAGAGAAAACCACAUAUUACAGAUUCAGAAGCCACUAAUGCAAAACUAGCUAUGUUAGCACCUGAUACAAAAUAUCGUAUACAUAUUCGAGCAACAACAAAAAUUGGUGAAGGAAAUGAUUACUUUAUUGAACAAAAAACACGCACAUCUCAACGACCUGAUAUACCAUUAUUUACUUGGGAAGCUAUUCCAAAAGAAAAUGGAUAUUCAAAUGUAAGAAUUAUUUGGCAGUUGAAUCUUAAUGGAAAUCCAGGAAGUCAUUUCUUUGUAAAAUACAAACUCAAAGGUGAAACAAUACCUCUUAAAACUGAAUCAGAAUAUUUAUCAAAUAUAAUUGAAAUUCGUGGACUUCAAAGUGGCGAAACUUAUGUAAUGUCUGUUGUUGCUGUUGAUGGCAACUAUUUCGCUGAAAGUGAACCGCAAGAAAUUGAAACGAGUAGCGAAGGACCUAUUAUUCAACCCAAAGAAAAUGUCGCUACUGCAGGAUGGUUUAUUGGAAUGAUGUUAGCAAUUGCUUUUCUUCUUUUGGUACUUAUAAUCGUAUGUGUUAUUAAACGUAAUAGAGGUGGAAAGUACGCAGUACAUGAAAGAGAGUUAGCUGCUGGUCGUGGUGAUUAUCCUGACGAAGGCGGUUUUCAUGAAUAUUCGCAACCUUUAGAUACGAAAUCAGCAGGUGGUCGUGCAUCUCUUGCAUCUUCUUCUCAUCAAGAUGGAAAACAUCCUGAAUCUGAUACUGAUUCCAUGGCAGAAUAUGGAGAAGGAGAUACAGGACGUUUCACAGAAGAUGGUUCUUUCAUUGGACAAUAUGGGCCGAAAGGUAGACCGGAAGAAACACCGCCCAUUCCAAGCGGCACUAUGGCCACAUAUGUGUAACCUCUGGUAUUAUCUUAUUUAAGCCUCAUAUAACUUGUUUUUUUGUCAAAAGUAAGGUUUUCAAUCCUUACUUAGCUGCAGCAGCUCUGCUAUGCACCUUGCGCUGGGCGCAAUGUCCAACACUAUACUGCCAAUUAGAUUUUGGUUUUGGGUUUUAUAGUUUAUAUAGAAAAAUAAAUAAAUAUUUCUAUGUAUUAAAACCGAAUAAGAUUAUAUAAAUCAUAUAUAAUUUAUAUAUUAUAAUUUAUAUAAUUUAUAUAUCGGUUAAAACAUAAUUCCUCUUAAAUGUUUAAUACAUAUCUAAGUAUGUAUUAUUCAAAUAUUUUAACAAUUUUUUGUACUUUAAAAAAAAUUAAUCUGCGAUAAUUAUUUUUUUUACGAUAUAUUACAAAAUACAAUUUGUUAAUCAAUCAAAAAUUAUUUAUAAUUAAUGAAUUUGUUAGAUAUUUUUAACUAAUUAUAAAACCCAAAGACGAUAGGUGUUUCAUAGCGUGCAAGCUAUUUAUGGAUAUAAUAUAGUAAAAAAUAUUCUACCAUCGAUCGUAAUAUUUAACAUGGCCAGAUUAAAAAUUGACAUUUCGAAACAUCACAGGGUAGUGAGUUAUAUUUAUAUUGUUCUAAAUAUGUAUGACACAAAAAGUAUGGUAUUUUUGAGGCUGCAUAUAGGAUUUAUGUCUUUCAGAUAAAGAUAAUCAGUAUCAAUAAUUGAUAUUAUUCAAAAAUUAAUUAAUAAAUGCAAUAUAAGUAUUACUUAUAUGCAAUCUUAAAAAUGAAAGGAUUAACAUCGAGUAUAGUGUCAUAAUCUGGCCUGGACUGAAACUAAUUUUAAUUAAAAAAAUGAAGAAAAAAUUUGUUCUAAGAAUCUUUAGAUGCAAUCAAUUUUUACUCUGCCGACAAAGGGCCAAAUAUAACAAAACAGUGACUAUCUAUAAUUAUUGUGUGCGUGCACUUUCAUUAAAGAUAUACAAACAACAAAAAUAUAUAAAAAAUAUCAUCAUCAUCAUCAACAACAACACUAUCAUUAUCAUCAUCAGCAUUUUUAUUAUUAUUAAUAACACUAUUAUUAUUAUUUUUAUUAAGAUAUGAAAAGAACAUCAUACAUGCACUAUAGUAGUUUAAAAAAAGUCACAUGGCCUCUAAUUGUUGCUUUUUGUAUGUGAAAUGUGCUUUAGCUAAGAACGAAAGUCCUUUUUAUUAAUUAUAUUUAUCUUCCUUUUGGUAAUUUGAUUAUAAUCUGAUCAAUAUAGAUAUAAUUUAAUAUAUAAAAAAUUAUUAAAUAUAUAUAAAGACGUAUAUUGAUUACUAAAAUUAGUAUUAAAAAAAUAUGAGCAGCUAUUACGUUAUAGUGUUUGAAAAGAAUUAUAUGGAGUUCGUUUAUUUUUUCGAAAAUAAAUUUAAUAUUUUUUAUUUACUAUGUUAAGUUAAAAUAUUCAAUGCAAUGUACAGGUUGUCUGCAAAAGUGUCGUGAGCAAAUAUAUCAGGUACAAAAAUAAAAAAGGUACAAAAUAUAGAAUACUUACAUGUGCGCGUAAAGUUCGUAAAAAUCUAUAUGAUAUGAUGUGAAAAUAAUAUACAUCUCUCAAUUUAUAUAAAAAAAUCAAAUUAAAUUGUGAUGUUUUGAUUUUUAAAAUUUUAAUUAGUAAACCAAUUCAUAAAUCUUCGAUUUAUAUUUGUCAGGGUCUUUUUUGCCGAUUAUCCUGUACAAAUGACUUGGACGUCACAUAAUUUUUACGAACUCUAUACAUAUAAAUAUAUACGUACAAUUAUAGACGCCUACAAAAAAAAUGUAUUAUAAAUGAAAGAAAACAAUAAUUUAUUGUAAAAAUACUAAAAUAUAUAAAAGAAUAUACAGAGACAUAUAUGUAAUAUAUUAAAAUGUCAUUAAUCAUAAACUUAUAUUAAAUUAUAUAUUUGUCAAGAUAAGCAAACGACGUCCAAGUCAAAAUAUAGAUGUAAUUAUGUUUCAAUGUAUUUUUCUAAUCGUAUUAUCUUCUGUAUAUUUUUAAAGUAUAUCCAAAUCAUAUUUAUCAAGAUUUGAAUCUCUGGCUGAUAUGGUGACUUAUGUGAACUUCCAAUACUUUGGUAUAUAUUACUGAUUUUGAUACUUUUAAUAUAUUUUGAUAUACUUUUUUUUCUUUAUUUCACUUGUUACAUGCAUAAAACAUUUUUUUUUUGUAUUAUUUUUUUUUGUAUGUAGAAACAUUAGCAUUUACCACGAAAUAUUUGUACAUUAGAUCUGAUCUUUUUUUAUCAUUGCAUUAACAAUUUUAUUAUUACACUGUCAAACAAUGACAUCAUGUUAAUGUAGUAAGCACAGAUUUAUAUUUAAAAAAAAGUAUGAUAUAUACGAAACUUUUUACAAAACAGUGUUCAUUUUACAACGACAAGACAGCACAUGUUAUAUAUAAAAAAAUGAUAAAAAUAAUUAAACAGAGAGAAUACACUCGUUGAAACAUGUGCGCGUCUAUCGUACUAACUUUUAAUUGUACAUUACCUUAUUAUUAUUACUAAUUAAUUUUCCAACAGAAACAUGCAUAAAAAUGUAUGUUUUUAUUAAGGAUACAUUAUUAUGCGUAUUUCUAACAAUACCAUUGUUUGAAUAUUUUUUCUACAGUAUAGAGUUUUCAGAGUUUAACAAUCUGGUUAAAGAUUCUUUCAUCUCCCAUAAUAAAACAGAGAUUGAAAGUAUGUAUUAUAUUGUGUUAAAAAUGUUAUGUAAAAUUUCAAAACGAUUUCGCCUUGUGUUUAUCAGCAGCAAUGAUAACGCGCAUUCCAAUACCUGUGUAAUAUCUCCCACGUCAAUAAAAAAAAAGAAUAAACGACUAAUAAUAAAUAAAUAAAAAAUCUUUAAACAAUCAAA